This is a messenger RNA of Plasmodium yoelii, 1506 nucleotides long. Its product is annotated as conserved Plasmodium protein, unknown function. The transcript has 15 exons. Bases 1 to 1506 code for a protein of 501 amino acids. Lineage: Eukaryota; Apicomplexa; Aconoidasida; Haemosporida; Plasmodiidae. Gene Ontology annotation, cellular component: cytoplasm. Gene Ontology annotation, molecular function: exopolyphosphatase activity. The record is from RefSeq and is a predicted model, not a curated record.
AUGCAAAACAAUAAUUUAAUAAAUCAAGAGUUAGGCAUGUUUUCCUAUAAAGACCCUGAAUUAUGGAACGAUGAAAAUAUAUAUGAUGAAACCCAAGCCCCGUGGUUUUAUCAUAUUAAUAACCUGCUCGAUCUAAAUAAGGAAGACUUGAUAAACAUAAAAAACAUAAUUGAUAAUGAUAAGAAGAGGGGAGUGAUAUAUAAUAGCAUAUUAGAUGUAAUAGAUUUUCAAACAUAUUACGGUAUAAUGCGUAAAAUUAAUAGCAACAUGAACAGUGCGUUGUCGGUUUAUCUAUUUUCAUGUAAAUACUUCUUAAAAAAAUACUCCAAAGAGCCAGAUACAGAUGGAAGGGUUAAAUUUGUUUUCAUUUUUGGAAAUAACACCUCAGAUUUAGACUCUGUAUGCUCUUCAAUAAUAUAUAGUUUUUUUUUAUACAUAUGGUAUAGCUUAAAAGGUAAAAUAGACAAAGGAAGUGAAGAUAAUACAUUGAUGUUUUUUGUUCCUGUUAUAAAUAUUAAAAGGAGUGAUAUGCGUCUUAAAAUUUUGGAGAAAUGGUGGUUAGAAAGAUGUGAAAUUAAAAAUCCAGAAGAAAUUUUAGUUUUUAACGAUAAUGAGCAUUUAUUAAAUGUUCUAAAAUAUGAUUAUAAAUACUAUAUAUGUUUAGUAGACUUUAACAAUUUCGAGGCUAAUAAUAUUUACAAUGGAGAUAAUGUUAAAUCGAUAAUUGACCACCAUGUGUAUAAGGGAACAGGAGAAAACCAUAGAAUAACAAAAUCAAUUUAUCCAAUUUGUGUUUGCAGUUGCAUGGUUAUUAUAUCUUAUUUAUAUAAGCAUUCUAGUGAUUUUCUCGGAGUACCAUUUGUUAAUAAAAGUAUAUUAUGGUUAAUGUAUGGAGCUAUUUUAAAAGAUUCGAAUAACUUUAUAAAACGGGAUUUAGGAAAGCGGUGGAUUCAAUCGGAUUUAGACAUAUUUAUGUCAUUAAAAAAGAAUUUUAAAAUAUCCAAUAAAAUGGACAUUUAUAUAACAUAUCUCUUUAAUACAAUUCGAUUUUCCAUUGAUUUAAAAACAUUUGGCAUCGAAAAUGUGUUAUUUUCUGACUAUAAAGACUAUAAUUAUUUCGUUUCUGAGAAAAAAAUAAAGAUACGAGUGUCAUCAAUAGAUUUUAGCAUAGAUUUCCUAUUUUCUCAUGAAAAUUCGGAUCAAUUAGUCGAAAAAAUGUACAAUCUAUGCUAUGAAAACGAUUUUUCGAUGUUCAUUUUAAUAGGAUCUUAUUUAAAUAAUUAUAAAUUGCAGAAAGAUGUGUCCAUCGUCUUUUACAAAAAUGAUGUAGACAGAGAUGAUUUAAUGAAUACCUUGCUUGUAAAUGAAGAGAUAAAACUUUCGAAGAAAGGAUAUAAAAGCAUAAAAUUUGGAGAUAAUAUUCAAAAUUUUGACAUAUAUCAAAUUAAUAAUCUAAGCUACUCGAGAAAAAGAUUAGAGAAUUUUUUAACUACAUAUUUUUCGUAA